UGCGUCUCCCGCUGUGGGCAGAGCAGCGGCGGGGCGGCUCUCCGGGUAGCGGGUUUUCCUCCGUUGUGGGCGGCCAUGGCGGCAGCCGCCGAGCUGCAGGGGAAGUACCAGAAGCUGGCGCAGGAGUAUUCCAAGCUUCGAGCUCAGAAUCAUGUACUGAAAAAGGGUGUUGUGGAUGAGCAAGCAAAUUCAGCAGCUCUGAAGGAACAACUGAAAAUGAAAGACCAGUCGCUCAGAAAGCUGCAGCAGGAAAUGGACAGCUUGACCUUCCGAAAUCAGCAGCUGGCCAAGAGGGUAGAGCUGCUUCAGGAGGAACUUGUAUUAAGUGAAUCGAAAGGCAAGAAGAACAAGAAAAGUGGUGAACCUGUAUCACAGUUGAGUCAAGAACAGAAGAAUGUCUUUGAUGAAGACCUUCAGAAGAAGAUAGAAGAGAAUGAACGGUUGCAUAUUCAGUUCUUUGAGGCGGAUGAGCAACACAAGCGCUUGGAGAUUGAGCUGAGGAGCAGACUUGACGUCCUGGAGAUGGAGGCUGCACAGCACCAAGCCGUGGUGGAUGGCCUCACUCGGAAGUACAUGGAUACCAUAGAAAAACUGCAAAGUGAUAAAGCCAAGUUAGAAAUCAAAUCUCAGACCCUAGAGAGGGAAGCCAAAGACUGCAGGGUUCGGACAGAAGAAUGCCAGCAACAGCUAAAGCAUCUUCAUACUGACUUGAGUAGCCGGUUGGAUGAAUCUUUACAUAUCAUCAGUGAAAAAGUACCUUUCAAUGACACAAGGUGCAGCCAGUAUAAUGCUCUGAAUGUGCCAUUACACAGUAGACGGCGGCAGUUGAAGCUGCGUGACCUGGCUGGUCAAGCGCUGGCCUUCGUUCAAGAUUUGGUGAAGGCCCUUCUGAAUUUCCACACCUACACGGAACAGCGAGUCCAGAUCUUCCCUGUUGAUUCUGCCACAGACACAAUAUCACCAUUAAAUCAGAAGUUCUCACAGUACCUUCACGAAAAUGCAUCCUACGUUCGCCCUCUGGAGGAAGGAAUGCUGCACUUGUUUGAGAGCAUCACAGAAGACACCGUCACAGUGCUGGAAACCACGGUGAAAUUGAAGUCCUUUUCUGACUACUUAACAUCUUACGUCUGCUUUCUCAGGAAGAUUCUUCCUUACCAAUUGAAAAGUUUGGAAGAAGAGUGUGAAUCUUCUCUUUGCACAGCUGCGUUAAGAGCCAGGAACCUGGAGCUCCAAAGUGACAUGAAGAAGCUGACAGCGGUUUUUGAGAAGCUGCACACCUAUAUUAACCUUCUUGCCUUACCCAGCACAAAACCGGACCGCCUGCUUCGAAUGAACUUCAGCUCGGUAUUCACAUACAUUGCUUCAACUCUUCAUGGAUUUCAUGAUGUCAUGAAAGGUAUUUACAAGCACUAUAGUCAAAAAGCUGCCUUGGAGCAUGAUCUCCCCACAGCCACGCAGAAGCUCAUCACUACCAAUGAUUGCAUCUUGUCCUCUGUCGUAGCAUUGACCAAUGGAGCAGGCAAGGUUGCUUCUUUCUUGAGCAAUAAUUUAGACUGCUUCACUGCAUCGCUGAGCUACGGGCCUAAGGGAGGCACAGAGUUUAUCAACCCCCUGUCUGCUGAGUGCAUGCUUCAGUACAAGAAGAAAGCAGCUGCCUACAUGAAACUGCUGAAGAAGCCGUGUUCCGAUUCAGUGCCUUACGAAGAGGCCUUGGCCAACCGCAGGGUUCUUCUGAGUUCCACGGAGAGCAGAGAAGGCCUCGCACAGCAGGUCCAGCAGAGUUUGGAGAAGAUUGCAAAACUGGAGCAGGAAAAAGAGCAUUGGAUGCUAGAGGCCCAGUUGGCCAAAAUUAAGGCAGAGAAAGAGAAUAAAAGGGUCUUUGAUAAACUCAAGAACUCUCUUGGCAACCAGCGGAUUGAGGCAUCCCCGGAGAGCCCCCUCACGUUGAAUGCAGGUGAACAGGAGAAGGAGGAUGCCACAGAGAAGGUUUCCAGGGAGCCAGUUGAAAGUACAAGCCUAGUUGGGAUGCUGACAAUAACUACUGGAAACGAAGAGAUUCCAGAAGCUGACACCCGAGAAGACUUGAUCAAGAAUCACUAUAUGGCUAGAAUAGUGGAGCUUACGUCUCAAUUGCAGCUGGCUGACAGCAAGUCUGUACAUUUCCAUGCAGAGUGCCGAGCACUUGCAAAGCGACUCUCUCUAGCGGAGAAAUCUAAAGAAUCCUCACUGGAAGAGAUGAGACUAUGUAGGCAGAGCAUCACUAGAUUACAGGAUGAGUUGACAACUACUAAGAGAAGCUAUGAAGACCAGUUGAGCAUGAUGAGUGACCACCUCUGCAGUAUGAACGAAACUUUAUCCAAACAACGGGAAGAAAUAGAUACAUUAAAGCUGGCUAGUAAGGGAAAUUCCAAGAAGAACAAAAGUCGAUAGUUUUGUUCAGCCAACUGCCUUCUGGAUUUUGCUGCUGCGCAGAAACACAGUUGCUGGAAGUGGAAUUCGUUCGCCGAAUUGUUUCUUGACUGGACGUGGCCAUAGUGGUGGACUUACCCAUUUGUGCUUUGGUGUUGUCUGUGGAUGUGAGACAGCACCGAAUUUGGUAGCCAGCGUAACGCAAACCGAACGUGGUGUGGUCAAUAAAGCCGACAGGGAAGAUAUAUGCACUCCGUGGAUAACUUGCAUAGGAAUUAACCGUAACUUUUUACCGUACACUUUGUAACUACUUUCAAUUUCCAUGUACAAACUUCCUAGAUUUUGUAUAUUUGAGUGCAUAUUUAGAUGAAGAAAUCUUGCAUCAGUGCGGUAGUUGUCUUCUGCUAAUAUUGUCAUUCCUGCCUGUCCAUUCCUUUCUGUGGGUAAAAAAGGUCACACAAACCCCAGAACUAUAGAUACAAUAUAUUUCAGCAAUGUCUACCUGUGCAGUUAUUGUAAAAUGUACUACCAAUUCCCAUCUUUUCCUCUUCUAGACUAGCUUGGACGAUUACCUAAGAGAGGCAGUUUUGGUACAUUCAUACUGAAGCAUUCAGUGCAGCUGUGACUAAUGAAAUUCAUAUUAACUGUAAUGAGCAAUUAAAAGUGUACAGUAGUGGUCUCUUGAAAUCAAGUGCAGAAACUGGGCCAAAGAAGGAGUUUGUGUAAAAUCGUACUGGAGAGUGACAUUUUGUCCAUUUUUUGUUUGUGGUGUUACUUUUCAGGCAAAUCUGAUGAAAGAAAAGGGGAUGGAAACAGCUGGAGUACGAUUUGAACAGGUCAAAUACUGUGAAAAGGGACUUUUUCAGUGAAGACUUUUUACCUUGAUAAGAGUGGGAUGGUAUGCACGAUGGACCAUCAGUUACAAACGAAGGCUGGUAUAUGAAAGCAGGCUAAGAAGUCACUGAAUUAGCACAACUGUGCACAGAAGGGCUGAUUCAGGGCUGGAAAUAAGCCAACAUGGAGUGGGUGGAUGUGCAAUCCUGGGCUUUGGGAGCUAGCUGAGUCCUCACCUAGCAAUCUGCCUGUUUCUCCCAACCCCAUAAUUGCUUUCUUCAGGGAUGUGCUGCGGAGAUCCCUGUGCAUGUUCACCCAGGGUUUAUAUCACUUCCUCCAUAUGGCAUCAUAGACAACCUAGCAAUGUGUCCUGCAGCCUAUUUUGGCACUUUCAGAGUCCGAACCAGUCCUGUGUUGUUUGUCCUAUGGCAGUGGUGCUCUCCAGAUGUUCUGGACUAUAACUCCCAUAAUUCCUAACCAUUGGCUGUGCUGAAUGGGCCUUAUGGGAGUUGUAGUCCAAAAUACCUGGAGGACACUAGGUUGCCUACCUCUAUCAUACGGCAUUUAGAAAUUUGUCCAAGUGACGGCUUCAUGUUCUCUAAUGUAUUCCCGUUCACAUUUUCUUUGCCGUGUGGAAAGCUUGUUUACACAAACCUGAGGACUUCUCAAUGCAGUAUUCCGUGGAAAGACUCCACGGUCAAUUCACAAGACGUUCCACUACUGAGUAUUUCACACUGAACUACUUCUGUUGCCCCGUAAGAGAUAGUAGCUGUCCGAUAUGUAAGGGUUACUCCACUGUAUCAACCAUGUCAAUGUGUAUUAUGAGCAUAAAAUAAAUAUACUUCCAAGUUAAA
Molecule: messenger RNA, 4097 nt
Organism: Elgaria multicarinata webbii
Lineage: Eukaryota; Metazoa; Chordata; Lepidosauria; Squamata; Anguidae
Gene: PPP1R21
Product: protein phosphatase 1 regulatory subunit 21
Exons: 22
Coding region: 76-2430 (784 amino acids)
Cellular component (GO): membrane; early endosome
Source: RefSeq, a predicted model, not a curated record